Habropoda laboriosa is the source of this 1218-nucleotide messenger RNA. RefSeq names its product protein gooseberry-like. The record is from RefSeq and is a predicted model, not a curated record. Bases 1 to 1218 code for a protein of 405 amino acids. Gene Ontology annotation, molecular function: RNA polymerase II cis-regulatory region sequence-specific DNA binding; DNA-binding transcription factor activity, RNA polymerase II-specific. The transcript is spliced from 6 exons. Lineage: Eukaryota; Metazoa; Arthropoda; Insecta; Hymenoptera; Apidae. Gene Ontology annotation, biological process: anatomical structure development; regulation of transcription by RNA polymerase II.
AUGGCAGUCAGCACUCUCAACAUGGCACCGUAUUUCACUGGAUACCCUUUUCAAGGACAAGGCCGCGUGAAUCAACUCGGAGGUGUUUUUAUUAAUGGACGUCCACUACCAAAUCACAUUCGCUUAAAAAUUGUAGAAAUGGCGGCAGCUGGCGUUAGACCAUGCGUAAUCUCGAGACAGCUAAGGGUUUCGCAUGGUUGUGUAUCAAAAAUCUUGAAUCGAUAUCAAGAAACAGGAUCGAUUAGGCCAGGUGUAAUCGGUGGCAGCAAACCACGAGUCGCCACACCCGAAGUCGAAGCAAGAAUCGAGGAUAUGAAGAGACAAAAUCCCGGAAUAUUCAGCUGGGAAAUUCGCGAGAAACUGAUAAAGCAGGAUGGUAUUUGCGACAAAGCUUCCGCGCCCUCAGUUUCCAGCAUUUCGAGGCUUCUUCGCGGCCCUACGAAUCAAACUCGUCCUGGAGAUGAUCCUCGAAGAAAUCAUUCCAUCGAUGGAAUACUCGGCGGUAGCAGUGGCGACGAUUCAGACACAGAAAGCGAACCAGGAAUUGCCCUGAAGAGGAAGCAACGUCGAAGCAGGACUACAUUUACCGGCGAACAACUUGAACAACUUGAAGCAGCUUUUCACCGAACCCAGUAUCCAGAUGUUUACACCAGAGAAGAAUUAGCUCAAAAAACGAAUCUGACGGAAGCUCGCGUGCAAGUGUGGUUCAGCAACAGACGAGCCAGGCUUCGCAAGCAACUGAACAGUCAACAGUUGAACGCUUUCAACACAAUGAGCUUGCAAUCCUUUCAAACACAGCACUACGGUAGCAGUGCUGAAAGUUAUCAGAGCUACGGCCAAGCAUCGGUAGCUGCGGCCGCAGCAACCACGGCUGGUUAUCCACAACACUACAACUAUAGCGAGAAUUACUAUGCUGCUCAGCAACAGUGGCCAAGGCCGACCGCUGACAACUAUGGGUUAUUCAAUGCCUCUCACUACGGCAGCAGCAACCUCGCCUCUAACUUAACUUCCAGCAACCUGAACCUGGGCAGUUUAAGCGGUAGCGUCAGCCCUACAGCGUCGAAUAUGAGCGCCUGCAUGGUUCAGGGCGCAUCGUCGGCAGUACCAGCCUCAACAGGGAUAAAUCAUCAUGUGACACCGCACAGCCCUAGCGAGGCGAAGAGCGGCUACCCCUAUUUGGGCGGAAUAGAGUCCCAGGUCUGUGGCAGAGUUCACUGA